AUGUCUGCCGCCAAGAGAAGCCCUCCUUUCAGAGCCGAGCACGUCGGUUCGCUACUUCGUCCCGAUGAGCUCGUUCAGAAGCGUUACGCUGUGGCCGCUGGCAAGGCUGAUGCUUCCGAGCUGAAGCCCAUUGAGGACAAGUCUGUCACUGAGGUUGUCAAGCUUCAGAAGGAUUGUGGUUUCCAUGCUAUCUCCAGUGGCGAGUACACCAGAACACGUAAGGAUAUCAAUGGACGGUUUCUAAUUCAAAUGACACCAAAANGACACAUGUUCUGGGGUACUUUCUUCGAGGAGCUUAACGGUAUGGAGGAUCGCCAACUCGGUGUCCUCAAGGGCUACGAUGCUUCUAUGUUCCGUGACUACGCACCCGAUGUCAAGUCCUUCCUCGAAGCCAAGGAGAUCCCCAACGCCGUGACUGUGUGCGUGAGCAAGAUCAGCCACCCCGGCCACACCAGCAACGCCCGCGAGCUCGAAGUCAUGAAGGCCAAUGUCCCCGAGGACGAGUGGAAGAACAUUAAGAUUACCCUCAUCUCUCCUUCUUGGUACCACUUCCGCUACCGUGCUGGACGCGCUUUCCCUCAGGAAGUCUACGCCAACGAUGAGGAGUACUUUGCCGAUGUUGCAAAGGCAUACCAGACCGAGUUGAAGCUUUUGCACGACGCUGGUAUCCGCAACAUCCAGAUCGACGACCCUAACCUUGCCUACUUCUGCUCUGAAGCCAUGCUUACUGGCUGGAAGGCCGACAAGGGAAACACAAAGACUGCUGACGAGAUGUUUGACGCCUACGUCAAGUUCUACAAUGCCUGCUUCGAGCGUCCCGCAGACAUGCAUUUGGGUAUUCAUCUCUGCCGUGGCAACUACAUGGGUAGUCGUCACUUCAGCGAGGGCGCCUACGACAACAUCGCCUCCAAGCUAUUCAAGGAUCUCAAUGUCGACACCUACUACCUCGAGUACGAUACCCCUCGCGCCGGUGGCUUCGAGCCCCUGAAGCACCUUCCCAAGAACAAGAACGUCAUUCUCGGUGUUAUUACCAGCAAGUUCCCUGAGCUUGAGGACAAGGAGAAGAUGGUGCAGCGCGUUUACCAGGCUGCUGACUUCAUUGCCGAGGGCAGUGGUCAGUCGAGAGAGGAGGCUCUUCAGCGUGUGGGUGUCUCACCUCAAUGCGGUUUUGCUUCCCACGCCGAGGGCAACUCGCUUGGCUACGAGGACAUGCGCAAGAAGUUGCAGCUCGUCAGGGGCAUUGCUGACCAGAUCUGGCCCAGCCAGCCUUAA
Messenger RNA from Aureobasidium musti, 1272 nucleotides. The record is from the annotation of a GenBank genome assembly. Lineage: Eukaryota; Fungi; Ascomycota; Dothideomycetes; Dothideales; Saccotheciaceae.